CGAGGGGAUGUGGAAGUGACCAUAAAGUCGACGUGUUGGACCGCGGCUCGCAGUCACUACCAACUCCCGUGUGUCUCACUGGCUCAUUCCAAUUCUCACGACAGUCGGUAAAGAUCCUCGAGAGUCAUAAUCCACCUGUGGUUUGAACCCAGUUGAAGGCAUUCUUUUUGGAACGUUCAAAACACCAAGGAAUUCGAGCAUCCCGCUGCUUUUUGGCUUGGUAUUUUUUUGUUUUCGCUGCUCAUCACUCGCUAAAUCAUUGAAGCACGGGUGCCAUGCGAGUGAGGUUGACGGACGACCACUAGUCCUUAGGCUUCAAUCACAAGAUGCGAUCGUUCACCAUCGUUCACAAUUCAAUUCAUUGCAUCAUGGUGCAGGCCAUUUCUUUACUCACUCUCUUGCGCAUGCUAACUGAAGCUCAAACGUCUUGCAACUCUGGAUUGGGAAGAAUAGUCUACGAGAAAUUGCCUCACCAGCAGCUCCAAGGUUACGACGAUGACGUGGUACGAGAUUCAUCUCCUCCUAUGCAAGUUCUGACUAGAUGUCAAGACUUGUGCCUCCGGGAUCGAACGGCCGCCAACAACCUGGUACGAACUUGCAGUUCCUUUGAUUUUCAACCAGGCAAACGACUGUCACUUCCGAGUUCCUUAUCGUCUUCAUUCAAUUCGCAAUCAACACCGUCGUCUACGUCGGGUUCUAUUGAAUACGACGAAUCAGUUUGUUUUUUGUCACGGGAACUGCCUCGACCAGAAGGACUUGGUACACUUGUCAAUUUACCCGGACAUUUCCUUUAUAGCGAGGUCUGCCUAAGUUCGUCAAGAAUUGAACGUGAGUGCCCAACUCGGAAAUCGGUUUUUGAUCGUAUCACUCGCAAGCGAUUUCGUCCUUCUGGUUCCAAAGAGUAUUUUGUCAACAACCGUACCGAAUGCGAAGACAAGUGUCUGAAUGAAUACAGCUUCGUCUGUCGUUCAAUUUCGUACGACAGCACGUCCAGAACAUGUUCGUUAAGUCGAUUCACACGCCGUACUCAUCCGGAACAGUAUGAAGACGAUCCUGGAUUUGAAUAUUUGGAAAAUACGUGUCUGUCAGAAAACCGUCGCUGUGAAGGGCAACUUACUUUUGUUCGUGAAGAACGUGGCCAAAUGUGGAGCUCCUUUGACGCUGAAAUUAUGCUAAACACGACGUUAGAAGAAUGCCAAGCACGCUGUUUAUCGGCAGAAACAUACUUUUGUCGAUCAUUGACAUUCGACCCGAUGUCCAAAUCAUGCGCCCUCUCCAGCGAAGAUACAAUUUCCUUGACCGACCAGGAAGUUGCCACCAUGACGGGCACUGGUUAUUACUACUUUGAGAUCUUGUGCAUGGGCCUCAGUGCUAAUGAAGUGAAUCCGCUGUCACAGCGAGGUGAAGGCGAAGCAUCACCACUGCUGGUGGACGGUCGCCGACGAGAUAUUCUGACUGCCUUUCAACGAUACCGUAAUUCGCGUCUGUCGGCUGAUUUCCAAACUGAAAUUACCGACCGAUCAUUAGCUGAAUGUCUGGAUGAAUGCCUUCGUCAGACAAGUUAUCGAUGCCGAUCUACUAUGUACAGCGAGCGCUUUAGGGUCUGCCGUCUAAGUCGUUCCGAUCAGAAGGAUGGCCGACUCAUUUACGAGCCAGAUUACGAUUACUACGAAAGCCUCUCAGUUGUGAACGACACAGUGUUUGCCAGUUCGUCGAUCUUCUUGAACCGACCGGAAGAAAUCAGCCAUAUUACUGGUGCAGCAGUUGGAGGUAGUGCUGCAAAUUCUGCCGUUCCUGCCGAAGGUUGGCCUCCGGGAAUCGUUCCAGAAAUACUAACAGAUGAUCAGUUCUAUGCCGGACCAUGGCCCGCUGGGGGUGGUAUAAGCCCAGGCCUAUCAGUAGGAUCUUCUCCUGGUUUAGGAACUCUUGCUGGUGGAACACAGCUGGGAAAUCGUCCACGAUGUGAGCCCGGCCGGGAAAACGAUGGUUUUCGCCAGGCUGCUACUCGUAUGCGCCUCCGCCGGAUCUAUGUUAAACGCUACUUGGUGGCACCGUCUUUAGCCCAGUGUGAGCGCGAGUGUCAAACCGCGCGGGAUUUCCGUUGCAUCUCUUUCAAUUUCUAUCGUUUGCCAUUUUACUCGAACGCGAUUGGAGGCGAACGAGAAAACUGCGAACUCAGCGACCGCUCCACUCGCGAACUGGACACGAGUAAUCCAUCUUUCUUUGAAACCAACGGCGACUAUGAUUUUUACGAACGAUCGCAGACAUCCGAUUGUCUUGACGUGAGCCAAGUGUGCAAUGAAGACGGAAUGGAGUUUACGUUGCGUACUCCUGAACCGUUCACCGGAAGGAUCUAUACGUACGGCUAUUAUGACCGAUGUUUCUUUCGUGGCACUGGAGGCCUUACCAAUGUUUUGCGCAUCACGGGUCCGAGAGGCUUUCCCGACUGCGGAUCGCAGAGGCAUGGAGAUAUACUGACCAACAUUAUAGUGGUCCAGUUUAGUGAAAUGGUCCAAACCGCUAGAGAUAAACGCUAUAACUUAACUUGCUUGUAUGGUGGACCAGGAGAAGCUGUCGUCACUUCUGGCUAUAUCGGUGCAGGAUCUGGUAGUCCUACUCCAAUAGAGUUUCUUCCGGCUCAGAACAUACUGGAUUCCCGCGUUCGAUUGCUUAUUAUGUAUCAAGGGCGCCCUACGACCACCAUAGCUGUUGGUGAUCCCCUUACCUUCAAGCUGGAAUCACUGCAGGGCUAUAACCUGAUUGCCGAUAUAUUUGCCACAAACGUGAUUGCAAAAGAUCCUUACACAGGCAAGAGUGUCCAGCUAAUCGAUCGAUUCGGAUGUCCAGUUGACGAUGGAAUUUUUCCGUCAUUAGAUCGGGCAAGAAGCGGUGAGGGCUUAGAGGCUAGCUUUAACGCCUUCAAAAUACCAGAAUCAAACUUUUUAGUGUUUGAAGCCACUGUGAAAUCAUGCAGAGGUGGUUGUCAGCCAGUUUUCUGUAAUACGAAUAACGUACCCGGACGCGGUUCCGGCCAGUCCUACGGUCGCAAACGACGUGAUACUACGGCCACAUUUGCUCUGAACAAACCAGCUUGGUUAAGUUUGUCUAGUAGUAGUAGCGGUAGUAGCAGUAGCAGUAGCAGUAGCAGUAGCAGCAUGAAAUCCAUAGAUGAGACAAACGAGGAGGAGCUUGUGAUGGAAAUGCUUCGAGUCUAUGCUAAUCGCGAUGAGAUUCCUGAAACUACUGUCAGUCUUCAAAAGCUUGACAUCUGUCUAUCUCGUGUUGAAUAUUAUAGCCUGAUCACGUCAUUGGGCAUCAUAUUACUUAUUUUAAUCGCCUCCUCCUUCGUGGCUGGCCUCUGUUUCAGGCGCUAUCGUUUGCUGCAUUUUAAAAACGCUGGAGCGGAUGCAACAGCACCGCACUCAAUGCUAAGUCAUAACACCUACGGCCAGCAGCGACAGCGCAAUUUGUUCCAUCACACUCCUUCGGCUCGAAAUUUUGCUUUCAUUAAUCGCGCCUUCGAUUUACGUACGCCGCCGGAAUCUAGCGUUGGUGACAGGCAAACUGAACUAGACUUUGGUGAAGGAGAGGCAGCGGAUGCCACAUCGACUAGAAAAGGACAGCAAAAGACGUCGCGUGUGUUUCAAGAUCCUAGUGAACCUAUCUAUACUGAACCGUCAUUGUUUGAGCGGUCGCGGAGCCUCCGCAGCAUGGCAGCUACCGACCUCCGCCGCGUAGUGCAUCGAACAACUGCCGAUCAACCGGCCAUUAAAGAAAUGCCCGACACCGAGAGUGCCGCCUUAUAACACUAACUGAUCACCCUGCUAUUCCACCGUCCAAUUUAAAGAUUUAUCUUAAAACUUUGCUAUAAUCACUUAAAUAUUCCAAGCAUACUACCACUAUAAGAGGGAAUCGUUAUAUUUACGUAGCUUGGUAGCCUUCUUGUUUUUAUGAUUUUCGAAUUGUUUUAACUAAACUCCACCCACGCACCUUAGUAGUAGGAUAAUGAACAUGAGCAGCUUUUACGAACAUCGCCCGCUGACUAAUUAAUCUUAGUGUUCAAUCGAUUUUAGGUCUGAGUGUUACUCCAUCAGUUUUCCCGAUUAGUGAAGGUAACAGAACAGGAAAUCAAACGUGUGUGGUGAAGAUUGGAAGUUACAUCGCUUACAAUUAUUGCACGGAUUUGGAGAAGAUCUUGAGUAAACUGUAAUCCUACGGCGAUACUGCCAGUACGUUUCACCUUACAAUCUGCUGAUUUUUAUUAAUCUUAACAUUUUUCUCCAGCCUACAUGUUGAUACCCGGUAUCUAGAAAUAUAUUUCACGUCAUAUAAUUAGAAUAGUUUCGUGUAAUGUUGACUCAAGUUUAUGUCAUCACCGAACCUAUGAUCAUGAACGAUAAUACAAAUAACAUCACUUUCA
Molecule: messenger RNA, 4420 nt
Organism: Daphnia carinata
Lineage: Eukaryota; Metazoa; Arthropoda; Branchiopoda; Diplostraca; Daphniidae
Gene: nompA
Exons: 21
Coding region: 327-3806 (1159 amino acids)
Source: RefSeq, a predicted model, not a curated record